UUGUAUAUUAUUAAUUAUGUGCAGUACCUACUCUGAAUGUGAAUUCUAAAGUUAUUUCAUUUUUAUGCUUUGUAACGUCUUGUAAGUUUGUAAAUAAAUCAAACAUGAAUAGAAAAAGGAACGUUAAUUAUAUCAAACCUGACGACCCCCCAUUUUUGAAAGUUCUUAAAAAACAGGCAGGUUAUGAAGAAAGCGUCAAUCACAAAUUCGAUAAACUUCAAAAUGACGAAGCGGACUUUGUGGAAGAUGAUGAAAGUGAAUUACCUCAAGUAGUUGUAUUAAAAGAAGGCGACUUAACCGCGGAGGAAGCUGAUCUAGAGAAAGAGAAAGCAGAUAAAAUUGAAUCGGAAACCAAGGCGGAUCUAAGCCAAAGAGUUAUUUUCAAAUCUAAACGGAAAUCAAACACACCAAAUAAGAUCAUUAAAUCAAAUAAUAAAAGUAAUAGCAAUAAGGAUAUGUUAUCAUUUAAUGAUGAUGAUGAAGAAAUAUCUGACUGAAAUUCAAUUCUACUUUUUAAACUAGAUAUCUAUAUUGUCAUUAGUUAUAUAUCUUAGUAAUAAGUUUAUAAUAAAUUUUAAAUUUAAUUUAUUAUAAUUCUGACUAACAA
Messenger RNA from Leptidea sinapis, 607 nucleotides. RefSeq lists its product as uncharacterized. Lineage: Eukaryota; Metazoa; Arthropoda; Insecta; Lepidoptera; Pieridae. The coding region runs from base 105 to 497 and encodes 130 amino acids. The record is from RefSeq and is a predicted model, not a curated record. The transcript has a single exon.